Molecule: messenger RNA, 465 nt
Organism: Dentiscutata erythropus
Lineage: Eukaryota; Fungi; Glomeromycota; Glomeromycetes; Diversisporales; Gigasporaceae
Source: the annotation of a GenBank genome assembly
AUGUUCGAGUCUAUUGAAGAUAUGUACACAGCUUUAUGUAAAUAUAAGGAAACCCCUGGCACUUAUGCGAACGUAACCAAUAAACUGGACAAGAUUCUAACUAAUUUUGAGAAAUUAUUUUCUACCGCCGAAGUAAAAGAAUUUGUCGACAAACUUCAAGAGGAACAAGAAGAGCGUGGAUUUGAUGAGGUUCUUCGACUCAAUGUGGCAUCUGCCUGCACAAUUAAAGCCUUAGAGGGCUAUCGCACGAAUCAAACAGUCAUUAAUGAAUUAAAAAAUGGCAAACACGAGAAAGGACCUCCUCCAAAAACAAAAAGAAAAAAUAACGUAAAUAAGGACAAUGCAAGCUCAGAGAUAAAGAAUAGCUCAGAAUAUGAUGAAAGACCAAAUAAAGCUAAAAAGCAGGCUACAAAUAACAGUGAAGAAGUCAUUAGAAACAGUGUUGCAAGUAAAAGUGCCUUUUAG